AUGCCAGUGAUAAAUAUCGAGGACCUGACAGAAAAGGACAAGUUGGUGAUGGAAGUAGAACAGCUCAAGAAAGAGGUGACUCUGGAAAGAAUGAUGGUAUCCAAAUGUUGUGAAGAGGUGCGGGAUUACAUUGAAGAACGAUCUGGGGAGGAUCCGUUAGUCAAAGGCAUCCCAGAGGACCAGAAUCCCUUCAAAGAGCUCAAAGGAGGCUGUGUGAUUUCAUAAAGGGAAC
This is a messenger RNA of Jaculus jaculus (lesser Egyptian jerboa), 232 nucleotides long. RefSeq names its product G protein subunit gamma transducin 1 (gene Gngt1). Gene Ontology annotation, cellular component: heterotrimeric G-protein complex. Gene Ontology annotation, biological process: G protein-coupled receptor signaling pathway. Lineage: Eukaryota; Metazoa; Chordata; Mammalia; Rodentia; Dipodidae. Bases 1 to 225 code for a protein of 74 amino acids. The record is from RefSeq and is a predicted model, not a curated record. Gene Ontology annotation, molecular function: G-protein beta-subunit binding. The transcript has 2 exons.